GAGUGCUUUUUCCGGGCCUAGUAAAACGAUAACAUUGCUGAAGUCUGAAAGACGAAAACGAGAACGUGUUAGUCGAAAAGAAAAUAAUUAUUAAAAUCUCUCAGACGUUACAUUAACAAAUAUGUUGGAAGACAUCAGUAUCAGUGUCUGAAGACUGUUUAUGGCAUGUCCUUUGUUUACUAAACACACAGUAGCCAACUGAGCCCAGUGCUGAUUAGGUGUCCUCUGCACAUUGUAUGAGCAAGAUCAUUCACCAUGGAAACCGAAGCAGAGGUUAUUCCUAUUUGGCAGAACAAGCCUCAUGGGUCGACUCGCAGUGUGGUGAGGAGAAUAGGCUCUAUUGUACCCAUGAAACCACCGCCCAGGGCAUGUUUCCAGGAACUCCCAGGUCUCCCUCCUCUGCGGCCCAUGGAUGGCCCCACGGUGCCCACACUGGCAGACAUUGCCUGGAUCGCAGCAGAUGAGGAGUCUGAGACCUAUGCCAGAGUGCGGAGCGAUUCACGCCCUCUUAGACACGAGUGGCGACCCACGCCUCUCCUGGUUAUGCACAGGAACUCCUCUGUGCCCAACUUCCGCCGCGACGUCAAGAAGGUGGAGACGCUGAGGAAGCCUGCGGUGACGGCCAUGAACCGUACCACCUCCCUGCAGGAUGAGCUGAGCAGACUCCGCUCCCAGAUCGCCAAGAUCGUAGCCACAGAAUCUGGCUCCAACCCCUUGACCCCCGACCUCCUGUCCCCCGACGACACCAGCAUGAGCUUUUCCAUGGCGCCCUUCGAGACGGCGCCCUACCAGCCCGCCGCCUCAGCCUCCUUCGUCAUCAGUGACGUGACGGAAGAGGAAGAGGAGGAAGAUGAGGAGGAGGAUGUGGUGUCUGUGGUAUCGGAGCUUAUGCCGGACCCCAUGCCGCCCGCAAACAUGUCUGCCUCUAUGACGGCCUCGGCGACCUUUGACCUGGACCAUCCCAGCAUGGACUUCCGGGAGGCGGAGGAGGACACAGUGUCGCUGUCCAAGUCCACCAGCUUUGCUGACGUCAUGGACAUCCUGAAGGACAUGAACCGCAUGAAGAUGAGCAAGGACAGGUGCAACAGAGGCUGCUCCUCCCUGAUGGGCGAGUCGGACUCCGCCUCGCUGAUCUCCGAGGCCUUGAGGAAGAAGUUUACCCUGAAGGAUGAAGACAUCAGGGGGAUGAAGAAACACACCUAGAGCCCCCGUAGUCCUCAACCUCCCCACGUAGGCCUGUGCCUGACGACCCAGUCCCGUGGAGACCCGGCUGCACCUCAUCAACCGUAGCAACGGUUAAACCAGACGGAAAAACAAACCACCACCUCCCAGCAGGCCCAGUCAGUCUGAACCCAACCAAAUCUAAACCAUACCCUAGCUAUUAAAAAUAUUGCCUAGUCAGAUCAUGGUAGCAGCUGGCUGAUAGGCACUAUUAGAUGGGUGCUGUUUGACGUAGCACAGAGAAUUUUUGACCAACCUUAACUUGUCGAUUCUUCCUCAAUUCCAGACUUGGAAGACAACUAAUGUCUUCUAAAAGUCAAUGUCUAGUUUCAGGGGGUUUGAAUUUAGAAAAAUCUAUUUAGUCUGCCACCCAUUAAUAAUGAUUUAAAAGAAAAGUCAAAAGGUUUGACAGCCGUACCAUAUAAAAUGCAAGUCAGUUGGGAACAGGUUUUUGAUGUCCCAAUACCUUGGCAUCGAGUCUAUGAACUGACAUAUACAACAAUUAUUGACAUCAAUCUUCAUUUUAAUUUAACCUAUUAUAAAAUACUUACUACAAAAAGAAUGCUCAAUAUAUAUGGGACAUUGGACAGUCAGCCUUGUGCACCCUCUGCCACGAGGAAAUAGAAUCAAUAGAACAGUCAGCCUUGUGCACCCUCUGCCAUGAGGAAAUAGAAUCAAUAGAA
Molecule: messenger RNA, 1904 nt
Organism: Oncorhynchus masou masou (cherry salmon)
Lineage: Eukaryota; Metazoa; Chordata; Actinopteri; Salmoniformes; Salmonidae
Gene: mtfr1l
Product: mitochondrial fission regulator 1-like
Exons: 8
Coding region: 256-1203 (315 amino acids)
Biological process (GO): aerobic respiration; mitochondrial fission
Cellular component (GO): mitochondrion
Source: RefSeq, a predicted model, not a curated record